UUAAUACGUGAGAAAGGACGAAAAUUUGCUGAACAACUAGGUCUUGACCCCCAAGAUCGUAAUACACCUGAUUUUUCUGUUGGUUGGCUGCUUUCAUUUGAGCAACGUUAUGGUUUUAAAAUGCAUAGAAUUCAUGGAGAAAGCAGAUCUGCUGAUAAUGAAGUAAUCGAAAGAAGUUUGCCUGAACUACCAAUGCAAUGGUGUGUUCGAGCUUGGUAUUCAAUUCCUCCAGAAACUAUCACAAACUGUUUUCCCCAUACUGGCUUGUUUGAUUAUGAAAUAACUGCCUCUACCCGUGAAGUUCACCCAAAUGAUGAAGAUUCAUCUGUUCUCGCAGAGUUGGAAGAAUCACUCAAAACGUUGUCCCCUCGCCACCCUAUGAGCCUUGCUCAUUAUACAAAUCCACCAGAAGAGAUAGAUUUGGUACAUCAAGAAUUUACAGAUGCUGACUUAUUAGCAUCAACAACCCCAGAAAAUGACAAUGAUGCUGAUGAUAUAAAUGAUAGUAGUUCUUCUUUUACUACACCUUCAAACUCUGUUAAACUCGAUGCUAUACGUACUGUGAUUAGUCUUCUUGACACAACUAUUUCUGACCACAAUGCCGUACUUAGAACAUUGCGUUUAUUGCAACGAGACAUUCGGCUUCAAGUUUCCUCCUCAAAGGUUCAAGCGACAUUAGAUAGCUUUAUGCAAGUAGGAUACCAGGAAAAAAAAUUAGAAUUAUUAUCUUAUAUUGUGUUUGACCUUCAAUUAAUUCAUUCGAAUGAUAUUAUUCAUUGUGAUAUUACUCUUUUAUUUAUAAAAACUUUUGCCAUUACUUGGCCUCCAUAUACCGAAGAAGUUAUAAACAAAAAUAUAUUAAAUGUUGCGGCUAUUCUAUAUACCGAAGAAGUUAUAAACAAAAAUAUAUUAAAUGUUGCGGCUAUUCUAUUAUAG
Dentiscutata heterogama is the source of this 936-nucleotide messenger RNA. Lineage: Eukaryota; Fungi; Glomeromycota; Glomeromycetes; Diversisporales; Gigasporaceae. The record is from the annotation of a GenBank genome assembly.